This is a messenger RNA of Durio zibethinus, 1981 nucleotides long. RefSeq names its product laccase-11-like. Gene Ontology annotation, biological process: lignin catabolic process. Gene Ontology annotation, molecular function: copper ion binding; hydroquinone:oxygen oxidoreductase activity. Gene Ontology annotation, cellular component: apoplast. NCBI's taxonomy places the organism in Eukaryota, Viridiplantae, Streptophyta, Magnoliopsida, Malvales, Malvaceae. The record is from RefSeq and is a predicted model, not a curated record.
UCCUCUACCUAAUUCAACAAUGUACCAUUUCCUUUCCCAUUUAACAAACCGAUAGCAUUACUUGACCUUUUUCAAGCUCUAUAAAACCAUUAAACCUGAACUCCCCCUGUCUAAUUAGAAGAUACAUCAUCCAAAAUUCAAAGAAUUAAGCUCACAAAAUGGCCAUAGGCAAAAUUUUCUUCUCAGGAUCAUUCUUUUUCUUCCUCUAUCUAGUUGGCUUCAUUUCUAUUCCUGCAGAUGCAGCAGUGAAAAGAUACCAAUUUGAUAUUCAAGUGAAAAAUGUUAGCCGGUUAUGCCAUGCAAAACCUAUUGUUACCGUAAAUGGAAUGUUUCCAGGGCCAACAAUAUACGCGAGAGAAGGCGAUAGAGUUCUCAUCAAUGUCACAAACUAUGCCCAAUAUAACAUGUCAAUUCAUUGGCAUGGACUUGAACAAUUUCGCAAUGGAUGGGCAGAUGGACCGGCUUAUAUAACACAAUGCCCUAUCCAGACAGGGCACAGUUACACGUAUGAUUUUAAUGUAACAGCUCAAAGAGGAACCCUGUGGUGGCAUGCACAUAUCUUUUGGCUAAGGGCCACAGUCUAUGGUGCAAUUGUAAUCAUGCCAAAACAGGGGACCCCAUUUCCUUUUACUCAGCCAUACAGAGAAACUAACAUAAUUUUAGGUGAAUGGUGGAAUAACGAUGUGGAAGAGAUUGUUAAACAAGGGAACAAGUUGGGAUUGCCACCGAAUAUGUCUGAUGCUCAUACAAUUAAUGGAAAGCCAGGGCCAUUAUUCCCAUGUUCAGAGAAACAUACAUUUGCGAUGGAGGUAGAACAAGGAAAGACUUAUCUCUUGAGAAUCAUCAAUGCUGCACUCAACGAUGAACUUUUCUUUGCCAUUGCUGGCCAUAAUAUGACGGUGGUCGAAAUAGAUGCAGUUUAUACUAAACCUUUUACAACACAAGCAAUUCUAAUUGCACCAGGGCAGACCACCAAUGUUCUUGUUCAAGCCACCCAAGCACCUGGUAGAUAUUUCAUGGCUGCUAGGCCUUUCAUGGAUGCACCAUUGACCGUAGACAAUAAAACCGCCACGGCUAUACUUCAAUAUAAAGGUGUUCCAAACACUGUCCUUCCGAUCCUUCCUCAGCUGCCAUCACCCAAUGACACAGCUUUUGCAUUGAGCUAUAAUGCCAGACUUAGGAGCCUAAAUUCUCCACAAUACCCAGCAAAUGUGCCCCUUAAAGUUGACAGGCAUCUUGUUUACACAAUUGGAUUAGGAAUUAAUCCAUGUGCAACUUGCCUCAAUGGAACACAACUCACUGCGUCUUUGAACAACAUUACCUUUGUUAUGCCGCAGACUGGGCUUCUUCAAGCUCACUAUUUCAACAUCAAGGGAGUAUUUAGAACAGAUUUCCCUGACCGCCCUCCCAAACCUUUCAAUUAUACCGGUGCACCAUUGACUGCCAAUCUUGGUACUACAUUAGGCACCCGACUAAGCAAGAUUGCUUUCAAUUCAACAGUUGAGUUAGUACUACAGGAUACCAAUCUUCUAACAGUUGAAUCCCAUCCAUUCCACCUUCAUGGUUACAAUUUCUUUGUCGUUGGGACUGGAAUCGGCAACUUUGAUCCCGCAAAAGACCCAGCUAAAUUUAACUUGGUUGAUCCUCCCGAAAGAAAUACAGUUGGAGUACCCACCGGUGGUUGGACCGCCAUAAGGUUCAGAGCUGAUAAUCCAGGAGUGUGGUUCAUGCACUGUCAUUUGGAGCUCCAUACUGGCUGGGGUUUGAAAACAGCUUUUGUGGUGGAGAAUGGAAAAGGACCAGAUCAAUCCAUUUUGCCCCCUCCAAAGGACCUUCCUCCUUGUUAGUUGGCUCCUGUUUGACACAAAACAGCUAAAUCUCCUUAAGCUGACUGUUUUUCUUAUCAUUCUUACCUGCAAAGACCGGGAACUAAAUUGGAGGAUAAAUUUUUUUUUAAAUUUUUAUGUAUAUGAAGGAUAAU